GUCUGUACAGAACGUCAUAAUUUGGAUUCCAUUUUAACUGUGAUUUAAGUUACACAGUUCACCUCGAUUUCGUAUAAAAACAGAAAUUAUUUCUUGUACAACUAGUUAUCGUGAAAACGGAGUGUAGAGAGAAUGAUGGAAGAAGUCCAUGAACUUGACAAAAUAAACGGUGGACGUGAACAUGUGCCAGUUGUGCAAAUGAAGAAGACAAUUGGCCUUGCUAGUAGUAUAACCAUUAUAGUCGGGUCUAUGAUUGGAUCUGGAAUAUUCGUUAGCCCAACGGGUAUUAUGGAAAAUGUCCGAAGUAUCGGAGCAAGUUUAAUCAUUUGGGUUGCCUGUGGUAUUUUCAGCAUGCUUGGUGCAUACUGUUAUGCUGAGCUUGGCACUAUGAUUCAUCGAUCUGGUGGAGAUUAUAUAUAUGUUUACGAGGCUUUCGGUCCUUUUCUUGGUUUUCUUCGACUGUGGUCAGAAGUAGUUGUCGCUAGGCCUGCAUCUGUGGCAAUUAUGUCAAUAACGUUUGCAAAGUAUAUUGCACAACCAAUUUUUCCUGACUGUGAUCAACCUGAAACUGCAGUACGCCUUUUAGCAGCAGUAUGCAUAAUACUGUUGAGUUUCGUCAAUGCUUUCUCCGUACGACUAUCUACAUUUGUGCAGGACAUAUUUACUUAUGCAAAAGUAGCCGCUUUAAUCAUGAUCAUUAUUACAGGACUUGUACAAAUAGGAUUUGGCCAAGUCGAUGGGCUUACUGGAGCAUUUGAUAACUCCGACUGGAGUCCAGGUUCCCUGACAAAAGCAUUCUAUGUUGGAUUAUUCGCUUACUCUGGCUGGAAUUACUUAAACUGUAUGAUUGAAGAAAUGAAUAACCCUCGUCGUGAUCUACCAUUGGCUAUUAUAAUUUCUUGUCUGCUUGUUACAUUUAUUUAUACUAUGGCAAAUGUAGCCUAUGUUACUGUGGUUUCACCAUAUGAAAUACUGACAACACCAGCUGUCGCUAUCACAUUUGCAGUACGAAUCUAUGGAGUUAUGUGGUGGAUCAUGCCAAUAUUUGUUGCCUUAUCAACAUUCGGUGGAGUUAAUGGCACUAUAAUGACUACAUCAAGAAUGUUUUUUGUUGCAAGUCAAGUAAAUCAAAUGCCAAGAUUAUUAUGCUUUUUGCAUGUACACCGAUUGACACCAAUAUCUGCAGUUAUAUUUACAUGUAUAACAUCAUUAAUAUAUUUGUUUGUUGGUGAUAUCUACUCAUUAAUAACGUAUCUUGGAUUUGUACAAUGGCUUGCAAUCGGUUCAUGUGUAUUCAUUGUGCUUGUAUUUAGAGUGACUAGAAGAAAUCAACCACGUCCUGUGAAAGCACCAAUUCUGUUUCCGAUAAUAUAUGUAUCAAUAACUCUGUUACUGGUCAUUUUUGCAUUUGUGGCUGCACCAACAGAAUCUUUAUUCGGUGUUGCCAUAAUUUGUACUGGUAUACCAGUUUACUUAAUUGGAUGUGUAUGGAAAAAUAAGCCAAAGUCAUUUCAACGAAAGUUCAAUUCUUUCACAGUUGGGGUACAAAAGUUAUUUAAACUCGUACCAACGGAUUAAAUGAUCAAUCAAUGCUGUAUGGUUUCGUACUUUUACUAAUGACUACUGUUAUUACUACUCUAACUGAUUACAGUAGUAUUAGUAGUACAAAGUUAUUUUGCAUGCAACAUUCAGUAUGGUUUUUUUUAGUAGUAGUUCAAUUAUACAUACAUUAUGAAGUUUUAAAUGAUGAUACAACUUAUGAUUCAUAAUCGUGUUCUCUAGUAUUAUUAGUAUUGUUAUUAUGAUCGUGAAACAUGUUCGCCUUUUCUUCAUUAUUCUUUUCUGUAUCCUUACAAUUUUUAUUUAAUGACAUUUCAUUGAAUAAUUUCAAAUAAGUAGGCAACGAAAUACCAUUCAGUGUUUUUUUAUUUUUGAUAUUGUUAUCGAUUUCUUUUUUUUGUCAAACUUAUGGAAGUUUACGUUUUCGUGUAUACUUGUGUAGAUGUUGUGCUUGCCAGUUUCGUCUUUUAUGCACUAUCGUCCAAUUGAAAGUGUACAGUUAUUUGCUUCUAUACACAUAACACAAUAUUGGAAUCAUUGAAAAUAGUUGAUUUCUUUUAUCGGUGUUUACUUUUAUCACUCAUUUAGCAGUUAGGCAAUUUAUAAAAGAGAAAAUUUGAAAAUUGUUUUUAUACGUUAAUUUUAGGCUUACUUUUUUCAAGCAGACUUAUUCAUCACUCAGUACAGUCGUAUGUGUAAAAUAGAAAUAUUUGCAUUGAAAAAAAAGACCAUUUCAUUAAUUGGCCUAAUUUUACAAAUAUUAUUUAUUCGAAAGAAAGAAAAACAUAAAAGAAUAGUCGCUUCUAGCGGUCUGCAAGGAGUCGGUCAUUUCUAAUCGACUUUGUCUAUAAUAAUAAUGCUUAAGAAACCAUUAAAAGUUAUAGAGUGACAUGUAGCUGUUCUAUUUUAAUCUAAAAAUUCACUAUAGUAUAUAUGAAAGACCAUAUGAAGAAUCGAAACUAGGAUAGUCUUGCCUCAUGGUUAGAACAUCAGUGCUUACCUAGUGGGUUGAAAUCCAGUGGUCAGUGGUUUCCAUAAUUUCUGUUGCUUUUUGAUGUAAAGCGAUAGUCAUUCACUGACGUUAGUAAGUAUGUCUCCACAAAUUCAACUUUGUAGUAAGAAGGACUUACUGUCAUGGAAUCAGUUUCAUAUACGAUAUAUGAAUGCUUACUACUGAUAAGCUUCAAAUUUGUACAAAACAGCUGUUCGCUACUAUACUGUUUAUCGCAGUUUUCUAUUUUAUACUCUUAUCAGUGAUAACAACUCGAUAGAAGCAAUUGUAAUGAGUUCUCUGAGUUAAUUACUGUUAAAUUUUAGUACAGAUUUUGUUUGUUUACUAGUUUUAUUUUUGAAUAAAUUAACGAAACUUUUC
Molecule: messenger RNA, 2932 nt
Organism: Heterobilharzia americana
Lineage: Eukaryota; Metazoa; Platyhelminthes; Trematoda; Strigeidida; Schistosomatidae
Source: the annotation of a GenBank genome assembly